Messenger RNA from Dermatophagoides pteronyssinus (European house dust mite), 839 nucleotides. It is a transcript of the gene Polr2E, whose product is annotated as DNA-directed RNA polymerases I, II, and III subunit Rpb5. Gene Ontology annotation, biological process: transcription by RNA polymerase II; transcription elongation by RNA polymerase I; tRNA transcription by RNA polymerase III. Lineage: Eukaryota; Metazoa; Arthropoda; Arachnida; Sarcoptiformes; Pyroglyphidae. Gene Ontology annotation, molecular function: DNA binding. The record is from RefSeq and is a predicted model, not a curated record. Gene Ontology annotation, cellular component: RNA polymerase II, core complex; RNA polymerase III complex; RNA polymerase I complex.
AUGCAUGUUUUUAUUCUGUCUUAUUUUGUGUCUGACAUUUUCGGCGUUAACUGAAUUUUUUAUUUAAUCUUUGGAAUAAUUUGAAAAAAAAACAGAAUAAAUAAAUAUGGAAUCCGAUGAAGCAGUUAUUUAUAAAUUAUGGCGUGUACUUAAAACUGUAAUGCAAUUAUGUAAUGAUCGUGGAUAUCUGGUUACACAGGAUGAAAAAGAUCAAACAUUAGAACAAUUUAAAGAAAAAUAUGGUGAUAAACCAAGUGAAAAUCAUCCAUCACGUAGUGAUUUAAUUGUUUUGGUUUCACAUAUGAAUGAUCCUACAGAUCAGAUGUUUGUAUUUUUUCCUGAUGAACCAAAAAUCGGUAUUAAAACGGUUAAAAAUUAUUGUCAUCGUAUGCAAGAAGAAAAUAUAACACGUGCUAUUAUUGUCGUACAACAAGGUAUGACACCAUCAGCUAAACAAGCAUUAGUCGAUAUGUUACCAAAAUAUAUUAUCGAACAAUUUUUGGAAUCAGAAUUAUUAAUCAAUAUUACUGAACAUGAAUUAGUACCACAACAUAUUAUAUUAACAGUGGAAGAAAAAGCUGAAUUAUUAGCACGUUAUAAAUUGAAAGAAAGUCAAUUGAUGCGAAUACAAGCAAGUGAUCCGGUUGCACGUUAUUAUGGUUUAAAACGUGGACAAGUAGUUAAAAUUAUACGACCAUCAGAAACGGCUGGCCGUUAUAUUUCCUAUCGAUUGGUUGUUUAAAUCAAAAAAAUUUUUUUUCUUUCAUCAAUCAAAUUUCAUUCAUUUUACAAUCUCAUUUAAUUAACAAAAUUUAUUUUUUCAUUUAUCUCAUUAUAUA